Messenger RNA from Paramisgurnus dabryanus, 1857 nucleotides. It is a transcript of the gene rab32a, whose product is annotated as RAB32a, member RAS oncogene family. NCBI's taxonomy places the organism in Eukaryota, Metazoa, Chordata, Actinopteri, Cypriniformes, Cobitidae. Gene Ontology annotation, molecular function: GTPase activity; GTP binding. The record is from RefSeq and is a predicted model, not a curated record. Gene Ontology annotation, cellular component: trans-Golgi network; phagocytic vesicle; lysosome. Gene Ontology annotation, biological process: phagosome-lysosome fusion; endosome to lysosome transport.
CCUUUGACCCAAAACCCCAGGCAAUAGAAAAGCAAUCGAGUCACGAUAUUUCCGGGUCCUAUGACUUAUCAGGUGGUGGCCCGGUGGGAGGAGAUGGAGUUUAUGCUUUCUGUUUGAAUACUCGAAACGUGAAGCUGUCGGAUCUGAAGCACUUCUCCAAACUGUCUGAAGGAGAGGAAGUGCUCGGCAAAACUUUCUUCUCACAACUAAAAUUAGGAGUCGCGAGAGCUGACAGCAUGGCAGGCGGGUCUGUGUCGGAGUGUAAGGAGCAUUUGUUUAAAAUCUUGGUGAUCGGGGAAUUGGGUGUCGGGAAGACGAGCAUCAUCAAACGAUACGUGCAUCAGCUUUUCUCGCAACACUACAGGGCGACCAUAGGCGUUGAUUUUGCGUUGAAAGUCAUCAAUUGGGACAGCAAAACACUAGUGAGGUUACAGCUGUGGGAUAUCGCAGGUCAAGAACGCUUUGGGAACAUGACCAGGGUUUACUAUAAGGAGGCAGUGGGUGCGUUUGUUGUUUUUGACAUUACUCGAAACUCUACGUUUGAAGCCGUUUCAAAGUGGAAGCAUGACUUGGACAGCAAGGUGAAACUAGCCAAUGGUGAUCCAAUCCCUUCUGUCCUUCUGGCCAAUAAAUGUGAUCAGAAGAAAGACGGAUCCAACAGCACUUCUCUUAUGGACAACUUCUGCAAAGAAACUGGAUUUUUGGGUUGGUUCGAAACGUCAGCUAAGGAUAAUAUAAACAUUGAUGAAGCUGCUCGAUUCUUGGUGGAGAACAUUCUUCUAAAUGACAAAGGCCUUCCAUAUGAGGAGAACAAUGGUGACAGAAUUAAACUGGACCAACAAACUGUGCCUGCCGAGAGCAAGUCAGGGUGUUGCUAAUGCGGAUGCACUUGCCAGUCUCAUUAUAACCACAGUGGAAGCAGGAGAUCAGGGAACGAUGCCCCCACCCUACACUACCACCCCACCCUGCAUCCCGCAAGAGAGAACCUCUUACAUGGGUCACAUAGUGUACAUAACAAGAGGCUAACUCUUCUCAGUUUGUCCACCUAAGGAAAAGACCUCAGUGCCAAAAGACAGAUUAUUUGUAGGAAACAUCUUUCUUAUGGCUUUUAAUAACCAGUUUAUCUGUGUCAUUCUUGGUCUGUGACAGUUUUGUACCAUGAAAUGCGGUAUGUAGUGUUUUUUUUUUAUGUAAAGCAGAUUAUUUGCUUCCGUGAAUGUUUUUAAGAUUGCAUAUAAUGAAAGAAGCUUAAUAAAUGUCAAAGAAGCAGGCAAAUACUGGGAUAAGUAUUUGCCUGGAAAUAUAUUAAACUAUAACAAAAGGUAAGUUUAAAAAGAAUAGUUACCCCAAAAAUGACAAUUCUGUUAUUAUUUAUAGUUACUUGUUUAUGGUGAAAAAGGUCCAAUCAAAGGAGGCAGAGUAAAUAAUGACAGAAAUUUCAUUUUGCAUGGAGCGUCUCUAAUGUUUUCUAGAAUAUGCCUCUCUUAGUGGGAAUAUCUUUCCCAAAUUUAGCCGUAAAAGAUUCUCAGGAUGUCAAUUUAUGGCAAAAUAGUACAUAUAGUACCACGGCAUAGUAAAUAUAAACUGUGGCUGUCAGAAAAAUCUGUGUCAUCAUCAAUCAUUAUGCUUCUAACAUCAAAUUAUCUUAAAUAAAUUAACUCCAUGUGGUUUACUCCAGGAGUACCUCCAGCUCAUGUUAUGUUCAAAUUUGUUGAUUUGUUUUAUUUGGUACUGAAUGAGGGAUGGGGCACCUGUUUUGGUCAUGCCUUUAUACUGCAAUAAAUAGAGGCAAAUAUGCCUUUGUUUCUUAACAGUGAGAAAUGAAUAAAACUUUUUACAAUAAAGUUGUUCAGAGGU